Molecule: messenger RNA, 1552 nt
Organism: Abrus precatorius (Indian licorice)
Lineage: Eukaryota; Viridiplantae; Streptophyta; Magnoliopsida; Fabales; Fabaceae
Product: putative serine/threonine-protein kinase
Exons: 7
Coding region: 273-1385 (370 amino acids)
Biological process (GO): protein phosphorylation
Molecular function (GO): protein kinase activity; ATP binding
Source: RefSeq, a predicted model, not a curated record
GGCCCGUUAUCCACCAAAACCAGAAGAAAAAUCAAAGAAGGAAGAAGGUGGUAACGUGGAAUAGUAAACAAAAUAAAUAUCUUAAAACGGAACACAGUUCUAGUCGAAGCUUUGAAGGCUGAGCUCAAACGCAGUAACUUGUUGAGCCGAGUCUGCUUGACUUCCUCCACGUGUUCUCUUUCACAUUCUUCACGCCACUUCAAUCUCCAAAACCUUCACGAAUCACACACCCAAAUCCGUGAUCCUAGGCACUUUUAAGCUUGUCUCAAGUCAUGAAGAUCCCUUGUUGUUUCUCAGCAUCGGUCAAAGAACAAACCAAGCAAGAGGAACCAGAAGAACAAAAGGAUCAAAAUUUUCGCAUAUUCACUUACAGAGAAUUGGAUUCUGCCACGCGUGGUUUUCAUCCCUCGGAAAAGGUUGGAGAAGGAGGCUUUGGCUCGGUCUAUAAGGGGCAGCUUCGGGAUGGAACUUGGGUGGCUGUGAAAGUGCUUUCAAUUGAACUUGAAUCCUUGCAAGGAGAGAAGGAGUUUGUGGCAGAAUUGACUACACUAUCAAAUAUCAAGCACCAAAAUUUAGUUAUUCUUCGAGGGUGUUGUGUAGAAGGAGCUCAUAGAUAUUUAGUCUAUGAUUACAUGGAAAACAAUAGCCUUCGUCACACUUUCUUAGGUUCGGAGCAAAGCAGAAUGAGAUUCACUUGGGAAGCACGAAGGGACAUAUCCAUAGGUGUGGCCAGGGUGCUUGCCUUUCUCCAUGAGGAACUUAAACCUCGUAUUGUGCACAGAGAUAUCAAAUCUAGCAAUGUCCUUCUUGAUGAUAAUUUCACACCGAAAGUUUCAGACUUUGGCUUGGCCAAAAUACUAAGGGAUGAGAAGUCUUACAUCAGUACCCAAGUUGCUGGGACAUUGGGUUAUCUUGCUCCAGAGUAUGCCAGUUCUGGACACUAUACCCGAAAAUCAGAUGUUUAUAGCUUUGGAGUACUACUUUUAGAAAUUGUCAGUGGUCAACAGGUGGUAGAUGCUCAUCAACACAUGGAACGUUUCAUAGUCGAGAGGGCAUGGGUAGCGUAUGAGGCUAAUGAUCUUCUGAGAAUGGUGGAUCCAGUGCUGAAUAUGAACUUUGCCGAGGAAGAAGCGAAACGGUUUCUAUUGGUGGGGCUGCGUUGUGUUCAAGAAACGGCCAAGCAUAGGCCACGAAUGUCAGAGGUUGUAGAUAUGUUGUUUAACAAUGUUGACAUGGAGAACGUUCAUAUUUCACAACCAGGAUUUGUCAACAAUCUUAGGAAAGCCAAAAACAGACAGCAGAUGCAUUCAGCAGAAGAAUCAGGUGCUGCUGCGGCAACCUAUGGAAGCUCCUCUGUAUGGAGUACGGCCAAUCUUGCUCGUUAGAUUUACAACGAUGCUUAAGACUGCAUAUUUUACUUUCACGAGAUGAAAAGUAAUUGGAUUCCCAGGUAACAAAUAAGUUAAAUUUUGAUUUUUCCUAUUUCAUUUCGUCCACAUUUUCCACUGUAUCUCGUAUUAUUUCAAAAUAAAGCUUCAAUCUCUUGCUCGCU